Messenger RNA from Dermacentor silvarum, 4299 nucleotides. It is a transcript of the gene Kat60, whose product is annotated as katanin p60 ATPase-containing subunit A-like 1. The transcript is spliced from 10 exons. Gene Ontology annotation, biological process: microtubule severing. Bases 220 to 1767 code for a protein of 515 amino acids. Gene Ontology annotation, cellular component: microtubule cytoskeleton. Lineage: Eukaryota; Metazoa; Arthropoda; Arachnida; Ixodida; Ixodidae. Gene Ontology annotation, molecular function: microtubule severing ATPase activity; ATP hydrolysis activity; ATP binding. The record is from RefSeq and is a predicted model, not a curated record.
CCCACUCGAUCGUCUAGUGUCGCCCACACUUGUUACGUAGUCUGUUUUCAUCGAGCGGCCUUGGUGGAGAAAACCCGUGCACGGUGCACCAAUGGCUUGUAGAUUGUGAAUUCAUCUUGGUCGGAUCUGCCGAAUUUUGAGGCUGAACAUCUCUACCAAGGAUAUAUGUCGCGUUUCCGUUGGUGAAUAUUGCACUUGGGCGAGCAGAUCUUGAUCGACAUGAACGUUAGCAUCGCAGACAUUUGCCAGAACACGCGAAUGGGACGAGAAUGCGCUCUCUUGGGCAACUACGAGUCGGCAAUCGUGUACUACCAAGGCGUCAUACAGCAGAUACACCGACUUGUGCAGACCAUAACUGGGGAUCCCAUGCGCAAGGAGCGCUGGCAGCAGAUACAACAAGAGCUGGCCCAGGAAUACGAGUACAUCAAAGACAUACAGGUGGUGCUUAGUGGAUUCCGCUCGGAGAGCCACCUGGAGCGCAUUCCCACAAGUCGGAUCAACUAUGAGGAUGAUGCGGCCCUUGAUCCAGAGGCCUGGUUUACUCCACGAGACCCUGAAGUCUGGCCAGCGCCCAACCCAGUGGAGCACAAGCCAGGCCCGUCUGUUCGCCAGGUGAGUCGUGGUCGGAGAACAGAGGCGUCACGGACAACUAGCAACCGGAGCUCGUCGAGUGGCAAGGGCAGUGGAGGCAGUACCAUCAAGCGAGGCACCGAUACGAAAGUGUCUCGGAAAGAGGACAGCAAGCCUCGUAGCAAAGACAAGGAUGCCAAGAAGGAUGAACCUGUGGGCAAGGACCCUGAGCAGCAGCAGGAAAAGAAGUUUGACUGCGCGGGCUAUGACCAUGAGCUGGUGGAACUGCUGGAGCGGGACAUUCUGCAGCGGAACCCCAACGUGCGCUGGGACGACAUUGCUGAUCUGCACGAGGCCAAGAAGCUGCUCGAGGAGGCUGUUGUGCUGCCCAUGUGGAUGCCCGACUUCUUCAAGGGCAUCCGCCGGCCCUGGAAGGGUGUGCUGAUGGUGGGGCCACCAGGCACUGGCAAGACCAUGCUGGCCAAGGCAGUGGCCACAGAGUGCAGCACGACCUUCUUCAAUGUCUCCUCGUCAACGCUCACGUCCAAGUACCGUGGUGAAAGUGAGAAGCUGGUACGCCUGCUCUUCGAGAUGGCCCGGUUCCAUGCCCCGAGCACCAUCUUCGUUGAUGAAAUUGAUUCCCUGUGUUCACGAAGAGGCUCCGACUCUGAGCACGAGGCCAGCCGGCGUGUAAAAUCGGAGCUGCUUAUCCAGAUGGAUGGCAUCACGAACAAUGAGGACCCGGCCAAGGUGGUGAUGGUGUUGGCGGCCACCAACUUUCCCUGGGACAUUGACGAGGCACUGCGUAGGAGGCUCGAGAAGCGCAUCUACAUUCCCCUGCCCAACAGUUGUGUUCCGUGUGUUUCCCGAGGUGCUGGGAGAGAGGCACUGCUGAGGAUCAACCUCAAGGACGUCGAGGUCUGCCCUGGGCUGGACAUCAACGUCAUUGCGGAGCGGCUCGAAGGCUAUUCUGGUGCCGACAUUACAAACGUCUGCAGGGAUGCAUCAAUGAUGGCAAUGCGACGAAGAAUACAUGGUCUCACACCGGAGGAGAUUCGCAACCUCGCCAAGGAAGAGCUCGAACUUCCAGUUAGCCGAGAAGACUUCGAGGAAGCCAUACACAAGAUCAACAAAUCUGUCAGCCGAGAGGAUCUGGAGAAGUACGAGAAGUGGAUGUCCGAAUUUGGUUCGACGUAAUUGCCUGCUGACAGCAAUUAAAGCCCUUGUUUGAGAUUGUGUUAAGUUUGGACACACACUAAGCUUGGCAACCUCUCCACUCAAGUGAUCCCCAGUGUGGUUCUCACCCAAGCCUACUUGAGGUCAGGUGUGCCUAUUGUCUUCGUCAAGCAUUUUGUGGAUACAGUGAAACCUUGUUAACAUGUAGUUGGUGGGGAACGUGGAUCAGGUGUGCGCCAAGUGAUGUACUAAUUAACCGACAAUGGCAGAUUGGCAGCUAUGAAGUUAUCAGCAAAAAAGAAAGAAAAAAAAAUUUGUCUUGAUUCUCACUCAAACACGCACGCAGGUAAGUUUUAUUUGCAAGAAGGCAGCAAUAAAUCUGUGGUUUUCACUUGCCGCCAUGGUGGCCUUCCAACAACAACAGCAUCCUCAAACUCAGCAAGGCCGCAAACCAGUUUCUCCAUCAGGCCUCACUUCUCUGCGAACGGGCUCAUGGCGUGAACGCACACGCCGCGUCGGGUACUGAAGGACCGACGUCCACGACAAUGACGUGGCAACGUCUGGGAGCAGCAAAUACGUCAUGGCUGCUAUGUUUUGACGUCACUAUCGGUGGCGAAUGCAGUCCGGGAAAGGUCCAUGUGCCACAAUUUCGCUGUCUACGUGUCUACAAUUUCUACGUGCACAACAUUUCGCCAAUUCCGCACUUGUACGCGCCGAAAAAUUAAGCAAACACAUUUCACUAACCAUUUGGCAUGCGGUAAGCGACUACGGCGUAAGCGGUCAUCCAAUACAUUUGAUUCAAUGGUGACAGGGUGGGGAUUCAUCGAGACUAUAUUUCAAGCAAAAUUACUUAUUAAGUGGGUAUGUAAUAAUGAGGUUUUACUGUACUGUGAAAUGCACUGUUUGCUGAAGCAUCUUAUCGUUUGUUCUUUCAUGACCUGUUAGACUAGGAGUGUUGUGAAACUUGGUGCAGCAAUGCCAAUGCACUUACCAUACAAUGCACUUACUGCACCUUAACCACUUAACAUCGUUAAAGCACAUAUGCAAGGUACUAUCGCACUCCAUAUGAGCCACAACGCGUGAGCAUUUUGCCACACGCUUUCGCGUUGUAGCUCAUACGGAGUGCGAUAGCACCAGACUUCUUUGUUCAGUAAGACCAAAAGCAGAGCACUGGCAGAGUCUUCUCCUUCAAAAUGAAUUUCCGCUGCUUCUGUAAUCUCCUAUGUGCAUUUGUCCUAGUUAUGGCAAAUAAUGGUGCAAUAAUCAAAAAACAGCGAGGACCCGCAAUUAUGCACUUUCCACAAUGCAGUGACAGGUUGCUGUGGGCUCCCUUGUCGACUAGAUCGUCAUGCUUUUAGACAAUCGUUUAGGCAUCUGCCUAUCUAACCUAAGUAGUUUCUGCCCUAUAAGAGUUAAAUGUGGUAAAUCAUGCCGCGUGCAUAAUGAUCGUACUGUUUGCGAUGAUUGGUGGUGCAAGCUGCAGAGCCUUUUUUUGGUGGGAUAUGUAAGUUUUCUUACAUAGCUGUGCUAGCUUCAUGAAGGCAGUCAUAGCAAAGGACUGAAAAGGCCACGGCAGAAAGUGGCAGUGAUUCCUUAUAUCUAUGGUAUAUUGCACAGGGCAACCAUUCAACGAAUGUUGCAGUUGUCAUGACUGCCCCCGUGAAUCACCCAUGUAGAAAAACUUGCCUACCAAAAAAAGGCACCAAUCACCACAAACGGUGCAUUCAAUGCACACGCAGCAUGGUUUUACCAGAUCCUACUCUCAUGGUGCAGAAACUACUUAGGUUAGAUGGGUAGACGCUUAAAAGACUGCCUAAGAGAGCAUCAUGAUCUUAGUCUACAAGGGAGCCGACAGCAACCUAUCACUUCAUUGUGGUUUGAUUAUUGCACCAUUAUUUGACGUAACUGAGACAAGUGCACAUAGGAGAUCAUAGAAGCAGCGGCAUUCUGAAGGGGAAAAUGGCACUAGUCUGUCCUUACCGAACACACGUCGCUGGUACCUUCCACAUGCACCUUAACCACAUUGACGACAAUCUGUUGUCUGCUUAUAACUUGUUGUUUUCUUUUUUUUCAGUAAAUAUUCUGUUAACCUUUCAAUAUGUAUGUGCCAGUUGGAACUAGUGCCCUAUUUCUUUGCCUCUGGCCUGUUCCCUUUGCAAGUUUACUUUCAUUCGGUAGAUUGGCACUUGCAAAGUACGCCUAACUUGAUAAACCUCCAUGCAGUUGUAGGCUUGGGUGCUAGCAAAUAUAAUGCGUAAAAAUUUGUGUAAACAAACAUUUUGCUCAUGUUAAGGCUUAAACUAUGCAUUCAGUGGUUUAUUUAAGUGUGGUGUUUUUGCCUACAAUAUUUCUAAAAGCAAAUUGGUGAAAUUGUUCUGGUGAAGACUGUAUCUGUCCAACAAAAAGUGUCUUGGACCAAAUGUGCAAGAAAAGCAGUAAGUGAAAGCUGGCUGCAAAGAGCUGAAAUUGUAGAAGCUUGUCACAAGAAUAAGCAGCUGUCACAUUCACUGCAUUUUUGAGAAGCUGUUUCUGAAUAAACAUCAACCAACCAAA